Petromyzon marinus (sea lamprey) is the source of this 3659-nucleotide messenger RNA. RefSeq names its product denticleless E3 ubiquitin protein ligase adapter (gene DTL). Gene Ontology annotation, cellular component: nucleus. Gene Ontology annotation, biological process: mitotic G2 DNA damage checkpoint signaling; proteasome-mediated ubiquitin-dependent protein catabolic process. Gene Ontology annotation, molecular function: protein-macromolecule adaptor activity; protein binding. The record is from RefSeq and is a predicted model, not a curated record. Lineage: Eukaryota; Metazoa; Chordata; Hyperoartia; Petromyzontiformes; Petromyzontidae.
AUCGGCGAGCGCCUAUCGAACUUCGCGGGAACUUUGGUGGCGGGAAAGUGGAUUUUUUUGUGUGCCUGUUCAUCGCCGGAGGCGUUGCUGGAGGAGGCGGGAGAAGCUUUUGCGCGCAAUUGCCCAGUACAGUUUUGGUUGUUGAGGCCGCGGGAAUUGUCUGAUUCUCCGUCUCCGCCGAUCAGUGUUUUGUGCUGUUCCUCUUGCGUGGCUGCUGGACCCCGCUGUUGCAAAUGGCUCGUAGGUCGCUGUUUGAGAGCGUUUACAACCGACACAUCCUGAAGCGGAACAAAGUCGGGCCCUCCUCGCGCUGUCCCCUCGACUCCCUGCUGCUGGGAUUCGAGUGCCGCGCACCGGACGAGCACAAGGUGUUCGGCACGGCGGGCGACCCGGUGCCUGCCUUCGCAUGCCCCUUCUCGCGAGAGGCCGGUAGCCAUCACCUGCUGGCCGUGCCCAGCGAGGACGGCGUGGUGCAGAUCUACGACACGGAGAAACCCCACAAGGGCAGCAGAGUGCUCAAAGCUUGGCUGGCUCAUUCAAAUGCCGUCUUCGAUUGCGCCUGGAUGCCCGGAGAAUCUAAGCUCGUGACGGCCUCGGGGGACCAGAUGGCCAAGCUUUGGGACGUGUGCGCUGGGGAGGCCCUGGGUUCCUUCAAAGGUCACCAGUGCAGCCUCAAGUCGGUGGCGUUCAGCCAGAGCGAGAAAGCGGUCUUUUGCACGGGAGGAAGAGAUGGAAACAUCAUGGUCUGGGACAUCAGAUGCAGCAAAAGGGACGGGUUCUACAGCGCGGUGAAGAGGAUCGGCAGUGCUCACAACGCGCCCGCCAAGAUCAGCGUGACUCCGAAGCGCCGCAACACCCCGCGGGGCAUGGCUCCCUCCGUGGACUCCCAGCAGAGCGUCACGGCCGUGAUUUUCCAGGACGAAAAAACUCUCGUCUCCUCUGGGGCCGUAGACGGGGUAAUAAAGGUUUGGGACAUGCGCAAAAACUACACCAGCUACCGGAUGGGACCCGUGCCUGCGCAGUCAUUCCCCUAUCCCGGCAGCAGCUCCCGGAAGAGAGGGUUCUCGAGCCUCGUACUCAACGCCUCGUCCUCGCUUCUCUUCGCCAACUGCACGGACGACUCUGUGUACAUGUUCGACGUGGCAGGAGCUAGGACGUCGCCGGUGGCGACGUUUCGGGGUCACCUUAACUCGUCGUUCUACGUGAAGAGCAGCCUGAGCCCCGACGGGGAGUUCCUCCUCAGUGGCUCCAGUGACGACGUUGCCUACAUCUGGAAGGUGGCGGAUCCGCUGGCCGAGCCCGUGCUCCUGCGAUGGCACUCGCAGGAGGUCACCUCCGUCGCCUGGUGCCCCACCGACUUCACCAAGAUCGUGACUUGUUCGGACGACAACAAGCUGCUGAUCUGGCGACUGAGUCGUGGGACUGACCAAGCUGAGGACUCCACAGGGAAAUCGGACCUACUGGCCCGGGCGUCCAAGAGCAAUGACCAUAAACGCGGCGCGCACGGCCAGGCCAUGGCCACUCCUGCAAAGCCGUCCCACGGUGGCCACGCGCCGGCGCACACGUCCCCACGCCCCGCCGCCUGCGUGCUGGGCUCCUCCGCCUCGCUGCCGUCCCCCAGCUCCUCCGAGUCGUCGCUGCAGUCGGCCGCCACUCCGAAGGACGCUCCGCUGACCCCGAGCCCGGCCGGCGCGCCCUCCAGGCUCGAUUCUGCGUCUCCGCUCGGCGCCUUUUCCCCCCUUUCCUCCUCCGGCAUGCCGUCCGGGCCCUCCGGACCGUCCGGGCCCUCUGGACCGUCCGGGCCGUCGGGGUCGCGCGCCGCCCUGGCCACGCCGACGUCGAGGACGCCGCUGUCCCACGUGCAGUCUUCCGCGACGCCGGGCGGUUCCGCGUUGCUCUCGCCCGGCUCUCGAACCCUCUCCAUCACGCGGUGGCUGCAGGUGGCGGGCGGCGCGUCGUCGGAGAGGAAGAGGACGGGGUCGCGCCGUGACGCCGCCGCUGGACCGACCUCCGGGCGGGCCAAGCGCCGCCUGGAGACGGGCGGCGGCGGCGGCGGCGGCGUGGACGCAGACUCGAGCUGCUUGAGCGGCGCGAGGUGCAGCGAGCUGUGCAGCGAGCUGUGCAGCCAAGUGUGCAAGAGGUUGAGGCCCGAGCGUGACGAAGGCCCGACGGGCGGCGACGCGGAUUUCGCGCGGACGGAGGACGCGGUCGUCCCGGGGGUCGAGAACUUCACGAGCAGCCCGCAGUCCGCCGGCGUGGCGGCCGUGCUGCCGCCGACCUCCGACCUCGUCACGGACGAGACGGGGAGCGGCCGCCCCUCUCCCCAGGCCGACUCGUCACGCCGUCCCCCGGAGUCGGAGAGCGUGAACAAAGAGAACCAGGGCGCCGAUCGGACGCCGGCUCGGGGAGCGGGGCAAGGGAAGAGCAAGGGAAGGGCGGCGGCACGCUCCGGGAGCCUCCGUGGCAAAGCCAAGGGCAGUGCUGAGAUGGCGCAAUCGCCAGACAAGCCUUCAAGCCCCACCAUCAUGAUGAAGAAAAUCUCCAGCUACUUCCAGAAAUCACCUGGGGUCAAGCCCUGAGACGCGUCGAGAACACGCUUCGUAUUAGCAAGCGCAUUCCCGGAGCCCUUUUACCAUUUUACACCGAACCACCACCAUGCCGUGAGAUUUUAAAUUAAAAUUAAAAAAAGCUGCUGCUGUGUCAAAGGAUGGGGUGGGUGGGGGGGUUUGGAGGAUGGGGAGUAGGGGUUGGGGAGAGGAAAGAGGAUAGGCAUUGUGCAUGUAUAGUAUGUCUUUUAUGUCAUCCUGUGCACUACGGACCAGGAAAUUGUUCUCUCAAAAAGCCUAGAGCCAUUUCACAGACAGUCCGACGGCUUUGCAGAAGAAAAGGGCUCGGACACACACAUACACACAGGCCAGUGGGUGCGGCGGAUGUGGCAGUGCAGCAGCGAGGCGCCACGGUGGGCAGCUGGGCCACCCCCCCCCCCACGCUCUACAUUCGACGCCAACUUAGCCCUGGCUCGGUUUCCACCGCGGACUUGGCGCGCUCGCGCUUUGGAGUGGCACCGCUAGAGAAACCUGUUAACGCUGUCCCCCGAUCGAGCCUCUGUGUGCCCCGUCCGUCCGAGUGAGUGCGCGUUGGGGCGGAGAGAAGGACAGAAGGAUGUGUGGGUAGUGUUUGUAUUGUACACACAGAACGCUUGGAAAUAUAUCGCGGCGAAAAAAAUAUUCUAGAGCUGUUUUUACUUACGUUUGUAACAAGUUAGGCAAAGUCUACUGUGCGUCGCGUGUAUACAUAAUUCUAGGCUGACUUUGACGUGCACUGUUUAUUAUAGGGUUGGUGGAGUAUCGUUCUGGCAGGGUUUAGACAUGUGGGGACAUGACCCCAGCAAAGAGCUGAUGUGGAAUAACCUGUCGCUUAAAAGCAGAACAAUGCUCUCGUUCAUUCUAUUCACCAUGGGAGCUGAGCUUGGCUGCUUGGCUUGCUUUGCGAGUUGCAUCAAACGUUAACGUUGGUAUGAACACUAAGUUGUACAUGUUAUAAAUAAAAGCGAAAUGGGCUCGUGCUUAUGUUUGGCGGAUUUUCGUAAUUGACGAGAUUUAAAUGAUGGUUAAAAAAAUAAUAAACCUGCACACAAUCGUUUUGGCGCCAUAAGGCUU